CCGAUCAUCCACCAGCUUGUAGUAGCUCGUGCGCACUAUUAUAUAGUCCAGCCGGAUUGCAGGCUCUCGGUGUGGCUGGAAGUAGCAUCGCUCGGAGAGGCUCCACCAGAUUGUGACAGGAAGUCGUCCAUCGACGUGUGCCGUGGCUGCACGGAGAGUCAUGAUGCAGAGCGGUAGUCCCGGAUAUGAUUGAAAAGGAGGUGGUCGUGGUUGGUGCGACUGAUGAGAGGAUUUGGGAGGGGUUUGCUGAGAUCCAAGCGCUGCGGUGGCUUCAGCUUUGCAGGUGUGCGAAAGUGACUGCCAGCAACUACCAGCUUCCGAGCUCUUUCACGUCCCAGAAAGUCUCGUAAGGUGGCUGAGAUUACGAUGGCCGCUUGAGGUGGCAGCCGUGGUGCUGGAUUGCUUGCGUUUCCGUUGUUCAACGAUCGGGUUAGGAUUUGUAGCUGGUUUAGUGAGGUGCAGGCCCUUGGAGGCAAGUCUUUUGGCACACCGUGUCCUAGCUUUGGACGUCAGUGAUGUGCCCAUCGAGGUUCUUGACUUUCGACCAGCGGCCAAGUUCCGGUGAAGCUUGAUCGGUUUCGCGAUCACGAGCUACAUGUGAUAACCGCUGUAGUAGAAUCGGAGAGGAGGGUACGCCGAGGUCGGCGUUGGCAACCAUGCGAGCUGACUGUGGGCCGCGUUGCGAGGUUCUCAAGGCCGCGGUGCUGGCGCAGGAGUGCGACUUCCGUCACUACUUGUUCAGAUGCUUGUGUGCGUCGUAGAGCUACGCCGACGUCUUGAAGGCAUCGGAGUGACGGGGGUGCCAUCGCACGAGGUGACGGGACUGGUUUGCAUCAUGGUUGGGGUACUUUUGCUGUUGGUUUCGUGUAUGAUCAAAGGAUGAAAACGUGUGAUAAAAGCUGGAGAUUCGGGAGCUCGCGGCUGAACAAGAUUCAGAGUGUGUGAGCUUCAAGUUGCGCAGCAGUCACUGGAAGUAUCUUUGCUGUGCAGCGUCAGGGUCGUCCGACAGAAUAGUCCGAGACAGUGGGAGCGGAGAGUGUGAUUUGCACGAGAAGUAACACAGAGAUGGCAGCGUGAGUCCGAAACAUCUGCCGUCCUGCUGGUCGGUAGAGCCGCCAUUUCCUGCUCGGCGAGAGAAGUCGGUUGCAUGGAUAAGCAAUGCGGAUGUUGUGGACUGUUAUGGUUGCGGAAGAAGGGCUCCGGGGGCGAGGGCAAGUGCUCGUCGAAGCCGAUUGUGAAGCGCAUAUCGAAAGAGCACUUGCUCGGCAACUCGGCUGAGUUGGAUGACAAGGCCGCGCACCAGGUGGUCCGGCAGGUGGCCAAGUUUCCUCCCACAAGCUACCGACCGCCUGAGGAGGAGCAGGUGGGCGAGGCUCAUAGAGUGGAGGGCAGAUUGUAUCCGUUCAAGGAACUGCGAGGAUCUCGCGCACCUCUGAUUCUGCCACUCCUGAGAGCUGGCGUGAAGGAGACUCGCCACGAAUUCCGGUCCCAGGAUGCGGAGGGGAACAAAAUGGUGAACGAGUAUGUGCGGAAGUGCAAGAUCGGGACGGGGAGCUUCGGGAAAGUGGUUUUACACCAGAGCAAGAAAGAUGAGAAGCUGUAUGCAAUCAAGGUAAUUGUCAACAAGUCGCGGCUUCGCAGGAUGAAGGUUUCUCCGAGCGAAACUGCCAUGAUGGACGUUCUCCGGGAGGUGGCCAUUCUGAAGCGGGUGGAUCAUCCGAACGUAGUGAAACUGUACGAGGUAAUCGACGAUCCGAAUAGCGAUCGCCUCUACAUGGUGAUGGAGCACGUGGAAGGCAAGUCCAUCUUCGAAGGUUGUGGAUCCCCUGGAGGCAUCGGCGAAGCUGCAGCGAGGAAGUGUUUUCGAGAUGUGGUUGCCGGGCUUUCGUAUCUACACAACCACAACAUCAUCCAUGGCGACAUCAAACCCGAGAACUGCCUGAGGAGUGUAGAUGGUUCAGUCAAAAUAUGCGACUUUGGUUGCAGCCGGACAUUUGAGGGAGAUAAUGACGAACUGUGGCGAUCCCCUGGAACUCCAGUCUUCACAGCCCCCGAAUGUUGCUCAGGCUUGACAGGGAGUUAUUACCGUGGGCGGCAAGCAGACGUGUGGGCUCUGGGGUGCACUCUGUACUGCAUGGUGAUGGGGCGCUACCCGUUCAUGGGCGACACACUCCCUUCCAUCUAUGAGAAGAUUGUGAACCAGCCUUUGUUGGUCCCGGAAGCCACAAACCCGGAGCUGGCGGAUUUGCUGAGAGGGCUUCUGUGCAAAGAUGCAAGGAAACGUUUUUCAUUGGCGGUAGCAGCCGCUCAUCCAUGGUCGACGCGCGGGUACGCGCAAGUGCAAGCAAGCUGUAACCCGACAGUGUACGAGGUGCAGCAUCCAUUUCCGGCAGGCGGGGCUGCAUUGGCAGUGGGCGGGAACGGAAGCGUGGAGCUGGGAAGCGUAGUUUGAUGGGGGAACCAGUUGUCAUGCUGCACGGGGUGUAGAGGAGGGAACAAAGCGAGAGGAUCCCAAGCAUCAGGGUGCGCGUCUCAACUCCGUGGGGCAUUCGGUUCGGAAGAGUACCAGUUUGAGAUUCUCACGCCCAGUGCGCACUUUGUGUGGAUGAGCGCUGAAGCAGGCUGGGUUGUCCGCGGGAAGGAUUCAGUUUUGUUGGCGAAAGCGAGGAAUAUACAGAUGGCCUGUACACUCGUGUAAGACUACAUGCGCGCUUACAUCCACAGCAAAGGUUUCUGUACACAGCGUAGGGGCGUAGUGGAAGCAUUUGAUGGUGGUGCAUCCCAGAGUGCAACCUUGAUUGAAGCAUAUGUUGGGUGGAGAGGAAACAUGGACUUUUGGUACGUGUGGUAAUGCGAUGCGUACCCCCGAAGUGCGGACAAGUAUGAAGGAUGUGAAGGACACCCAAUGGUGCAGCAGAUUCGAGCAGUUGGGCUCAUCGUAACUGACAGCCUGGUUUCCAGGUCUUGGUGGGAUAGGAUUGUAGUGCUUUGCAGAGUGCAAAUGCAUAACAGGUGAAUCGGUAUAGCCACCCUCUCAUUGGCCCGACUUGUACAGAACACGUGGUUGGCAAUUUGAUAGUGCUGAAAUUGCAAGCUUUAUUGAAAUCGUGGGUUAUCAGUGACUUCUAUCAAACUGAGCUUGAACUACAUUAGAAACCAACCGUAUGCAAUUUUGUAAGCAGCAUCAGGAUUUGGAGUUGGCUCAAGGUUUGUCUUGGUGUUGGAAAUGCCAGAUUCCACAACCUAAUGGUAGAUCGUAUUACAUCGUGAAAAAGGGAAAGAUUAAAAUUAGUGGCAUGCGUUCAAAGUUUGAGAAUGCUGUGAAUACUGCUGUGGGUUGUCUUGUAUUGAAAUGUGGAUUUUAUACAAGUCAUAUUGAAACCCACAAGCCUUUGGAGUUGAUUCAUGCAUAUUUUUUUUGUUUA
Messenger RNA from Physcomitrium patens, 3425 nucleotides. Its product is annotated as serine/threonine-protein kinase GRIK1. NCBI's taxonomy places the organism in Eukaryota, Viridiplantae, Streptophyta, Bryopsida, Funariales, Funariaceae. Gene Ontology annotation, biological process: intracellular signal transduction; protein phosphorylation. Gene Ontology annotation, cellular component: cytoplasm. Gene Ontology annotation, molecular function: protein serine/threonine kinase activity; ATP binding. The record is from RefSeq and is a predicted model, not a curated record.